AUGGAGACACUUUGACAUUUAAGUCCAAAUAUUAGUGUUAAGAAAAUAUCGUCGUAUUGAGACACUUUAACGUCAUUUCUCUUCACUUCUUGACCAAAAAAGCUUCUUAAGAAAAAGACAAAAGAGUAAAGACAGAAGAAAAGAAGAGAACUUGAGACCGAAAUCAAUGGCGGUUUCCGUUUCCAUCCUCGCCGUCGUCAUUUCCCUUCACCUCCUUGCUUUCGUCUUCGCCUUCGGCGCCGAGCGUCGCCGUAGCACCGCUGUGGCGAUGCCGGACAUGUACGAUGAGAAGACCUUCUGCAAAUACGGAACAGAGGCGGCGACGGUGUACGGUAUGUCGGCGUUUGGGUUGCUGCUUGUGAGCCAGACGGUGGUUAACGGCGUUACGAAGUGUCUUUGCUUUGGGAAGGGUCUCGUUACUGGUACUUCUUACACAGUCUGGGCUAUUGUCUUCUUCGUCGUCUCUUGGGUAAGUUUUCUAGGUGCUGAGGCGUGCUUGUUGGCUGGAUCAGCUAGGAACGUGUACCACACAAAAAGUCAAGGCAUCUACAAAGAAAAGGAGCUUUCUUGUGCCGUAUUACCCGUUGGGGUCUUUGCUGCUGGAGCUGCUCUGACUCUAAUGUCUUUGAUUUCAACCAUUCUUUACUACUUGGCUCAUUCUAAGGCUGACACUGGUGGAUGGGAGAAGCAUCAGAACGAUGGCAUCGGCAUGACUAGUCCUGAAGAUGCUCCAAAGCAACAGAACACCGAGUUCAACAAGGUAUAACACACUUCUGUUUGGUCUUAUGAUGGCUAUGGUUUUUAAAGACAGGGUCUAUAAACUAUAAACUGUUGUUUGAUAUAAUUGUUCAUAUAAACUUUGUAAUUCUCUGAUGUAAUGUUGGCUUAUUUAUGUGCGUCUAUGAGAGAAA
This is a messenger RNA of Eutrema salsugineum, 911 nucleotides long. RefSeq lists its product as uncharacterized. The record is from RefSeq and is a predicted model, not a curated record. Bases 167 to 766 code for a protein of 199 amino acids. The transcript has 3 exons. NCBI's taxonomy places the organism in Eukaryota, Viridiplantae, Streptophyta, Magnoliopsida, Brassicales, Brassicaceae.